This is a messenger RNA of Strongyloides ratti, 540 nucleotides long. RefSeq names its product MD-2-related lipid-recognition domain-containing protein. NCBI's taxonomy places the organism in Eukaryota, Metazoa, Nematoda, Chromadorea, Rhabditida, Strongyloididae. The transcript is spliced from 2 exons. Bases 1 to 540 code for a protein of 179 amino acids. The record is from RefSeq and is a predicted model, not a curated record.
AUGUCAACAAAGUUUAUUAUCGCUACUUUCUUAGCACUUGUUGCAGUUUCUAUGGGAUGUGAUCAAUGGCCCAAUGGUACUGAUACUCAACUUCAUUGGUAUAACUGUCCCGAUGAUGGAAAUAUUGUUUUUCAUACUCUUCAAGCUGUUGAUGCUAGUGGAAAAACUGAAUAUCCAGUUAAAUUAAAGAAACCACUUUAUAUUAAUGCCAAUAUUGAUAAUAAUGCUGGUAAAAUUUCAGAAAUUAGACUUGAUAUUGCUUUAUAUCAAUGGGGAGGAUGGCAAGGAUGUUCAUGGCAUGAAGUCCCUACAUUUGGACUUUUAGCUAAUCAAGAUGCUUGUAAAAAUGGAAUACCAUGUCCAAUUAAUCCUGGAAAAAAUCAAAAUCUUAAAAUUGUAAUGGAUUUCUCUGGAUAUGAUUCAAUUAUCUCUUUAUUAAAAAAUGAUGCACCAUAUCAGCUUAUGUACAAAUUAACAGAUAAAUCUACAGGAAAAACAUCAUGCACAAUGGUUCAAGCUCGUACAUAUACCAACCAAUAA